CAAACAUUGUGGCAUGUUUUGGUUUCAUAACAUCAUCAAUUCACCAACCAGCUGCACCAGCUUCUCGGCAUUUACGUACAAAAAGAUUUCAAUAUGGCAAACAGCAGGCUCGAAAAAAUAGGAACCAUUAUUACAAGAACUCAGGGGCUUCUCAAGUCUGGUGCUAUGAAAUUCGAUGAGCGGCCUCUUUGGUACGAUGUUGUGACCGCCUUUCCACCCCACGAGGAGCCUCGCUACGACCGGCCUGCUCCGAGGGUACCGGUUCGACAAAUAUUUUACCAGGAGGAUACAGUGAGAGCGAAAUUUCACAAAUCCGGCAAGGCAACGUUUGCAGUGAACUUGCUGGACCACAACAAUCGAACACCGACUCAACAAUUCAUUGAGCUGUACCAAAGCUUGUCCACCCAAGGGGCAUUAGACGAGGAGCAAGUGUUUGCCACGGCUAUCGAUCUGCACGAAGAUAAAAUGCGCCAGCAGCGACUGGACCGGCGGCCAGCCGACGGUGCCCCUCAAGAGCAAACAAAACAAACGCCCGUGCCUGAAGAGAGUGGCAAAACCGUGAAAUUGCAAGACAUAUUCAAAGAUUAACUGGUCGCAUUAGAAUGAGGAUCGCUAUACGGUUAAAUAAAAUGAAAAAGUGUAGUAAACUGUUCUAA
This is a messenger RNA of Anopheles arabiensis, 656 nucleotides long. It is a transcript of the gene mRpS23, whose product is annotated as probable 28S ribosomal protein S23, mitochondrial. Bases 94 to 588 code for a protein of 164 amino acids. Gene Ontology annotation, biological process: translation. Gene Ontology annotation, cellular component: ribosome; mitochondrion. The transcript is spliced from 3 exons. Gene Ontology annotation, molecular function: structural constituent of ribosome. The record is from RefSeq and is a predicted model, not a curated record. Lineage: Eukaryota; Metazoa; Arthropoda; Insecta; Diptera; Culicidae.